Oncorhynchus kisutch (coho salmon) is the source of this 4034-nucleotide messenger RNA. Its product is annotated as PRELI domain-containing protein 1, mitochondrial. The coding region runs from base 285 to 920 and encodes 211 amino acids. The transcript is spliced from 6 exons. The record is from RefSeq and is a predicted model, not a curated record. Gene Ontology annotation, cellular component: mitochondrial intermembrane space. Lineage: Eukaryota; Metazoa; Chordata; Actinopteri; Salmoniformes; Salmonidae.
CUCUGCUUUCGCCAUCCUCCUUCCGCUGAAACAACGCCACCUGCCGUGGAGAAGACAGAUUUUGGAUCGCUCUCGCUUCACCGCUUCCGCUCUGCUCUUGGUCGCACCGGAUAUGUCGUUGUUCUUGACCUUCCCUUUCAAUUGGCCGUAAUCAGUCUGUCGUGUAGCUGCAAGCUACAUUCUUCUAAAAGUAGUAGAAAAAUGCAAUUAUCUCCGCUGUAAAUGGUAUUGCCAACGAGGUAUUUACCAAAGUGUACAUAUAAAGUCGUCUUUUUACGGGAACAAUGGUGAAGUACUUUGCCUGUGUGGGUCUUCUGAAAAGUUCCUGGGACCAAGUCUGUAUUGCUUUCUGGGAGCGAUACCCCAACCCCUACAGUAACCAUGUUCUAACGGAGGACAUCAUCUUCAGGGAUGUAACUCCCAGUAACCGUCUGGUCUCUAGGCGACUGCUGACCAAAACUAACCGCGCCCCUCGCUGGAUGGAGAAGUACCUGCCGGUUACCAUGGCCAGGCACGCCUACAUCAUCGAGGAUUCCAUCGUGGACCCCCAGAACAGAACCAUGACAACGCUGACUUGGAACAUCAGCCACGCACGAAUGAUGUCUGUGGAGGAGCGUUGUGAGUACAGAAUUAACCCUGACAACACCAGCUGGACGGAGAUUAACAGAGAGGCCUGGAUCUCGUCUAACCUCUACGGGCUCUCCAGAGCUAUACAGGAAUUCGGCCUCGCCCGGUUCAAGACCAGUGUUGCAAAGACCAUGAAAGGGUUUGAAUACGUCCUGGCCAAAAUGCAAGGUGAUACCCCCUCCAGGACCCUGACUGAGCAUGCUGCAGAGAGGGCCAGGGAGACGGCUCUGGUAGCUAAAGAGAAAGCCAAAGGCCUGGCCUCACAGGCUCACAAGAAACACCAGUAUGUCUGAGCUGCCAGUGUAGGGUGAAGUUUCCCUUAGACGCUGAUAUGGUUAGGAUUGGGGGCAGGGGAAGCUGAUCCUAAAUGUCUUCCUAGAAACUUUAUCCUGGAGCCUGAGGGAGGAUGUAGACAUUGGCCCCUGUCAGACCUGCCUGGAUUCAAAGACUAUACAAGAAUAAUUUCAACUACUUUAUCUGAGAUCGAUUUUAAGUAUGCCUGGAACCAAUAGAAUGCUGAAAACCCCUCGUCUGGCACUCCAGGCAGGCUCAAACAAUUACAAAAAAAAUAAUGUUGAAUAGUAUUUGAACCCAGAUCUGUUUGGCCCUAACUGCUGGACCAGAGUCAGAUCUUAUUUACCCCCCCUAAUGAUUACAUUUGGAGGUAGGGGAAUCUGAUCCCAGAUCUGUGAUUAAGGUUGCAAAAUUCCGGUAACUUCCAGAAAUACCAGUUGGAAGAACAAUAUAAUAUAUUAGUAUUAAUAUAUUAAUAAAAUAUAUUAAUAAUAUAUUAAUAUAUAUAGUAUAAUAAGGUAAUAAGCUAGAAAUCGGAAAUCCUCCAACCAAAAGAUUUCUGGAACGUUUCUGGGAAAUGUCUCGGUGUGACUGAGCUCAGGACCAUUACAGUUAAAAGCUUGAUUUGAUUCAAAUGUGGUCGGAGGCUUCGUACGGAGGGUGAGACGCAAUUACUGCUCCUCCGGAGGCGGAGUCUUAAUCAAACUCCGUAACGCCUCUUAAAUGUUGUAACAAUGCCGAGGGCUCCGCAUUGACCUGAUUGGUUGACGGUAAGGGGUGGGCGGUGUCGUCCUGUAUUUACACAAACUCACUGCCAUGACAACUUCCUUCACAGCAGUUCUGCGAAACGCAAAAAAAAAAGUGUGUUUUGCUCGGACUUCUGCAGAGGCUGCAACACGGCGUACGGGUCACUACAGAUGUCGUUUUGACCAUGCAGAGCUUUUUACACUUUGUCUUCUACCACAAAGUGUCUAGGGUCACAAUAGUCCUAGCUAGCGUCCUUGUCUCCUUUCCUUCAGGACAGGUAGGUGAAGGCACUGGGCUUGUUUCCAUUCUACUUCCUCCACGUGUCCGUGGUCUUAUCAGUUGGGGUGUAGAUGUUUAUCUCAAUGAGACAAAACCUGCAGAAAUGAAGGUUUACAUACCAGUAGCAGGAAGUGGCCGCGACGAGGCUAAACGCUAUGGAAGUGGUGUCUACAUCACAGAAUGUAAACUGACUGUAAUGGUUGGAGGUAUGCGACAGCAUUAGGGACAGGACGACGCCAGUCUCACCCAGCAGGUGCACGGCCGACGUUGGUCUUGGUCGGUCUUGUCCUCUUUUUAUCGGGAGCCUGGUUCGUGUCUCCAGAAAGGACUCGUGACUCUAGUUAGGUUUCCAUCUGGCUGUUUUCGUGACCAACUGAAGACUCUCAUCGUCUUAAAGUCUAACCACCACGAGGAUGUAGUUCCGCACAGUGAAGCAGGUCCUUAGAUGCUGAUAUUGGGUCAGUUUACCAUUCCCCCCCCCCCCCCCCCCACUAAUGUCUACGGUUAGGAUUGGGGGAGGGGGAAGCUGAUCCUAGACCUGGAGGCCUACCCACCAUUCCCUCCCAACUCAAAGGGUGUAUCCCAAUUGGCACCCUUAUUCCCUCCCUAUAUAGUGUACUACUUUUUACCAGAGCCCCAUAGACCCUGAUAUAAAGUAGUGUCCCAGAGCCCCAUAGACCCUGAUAUAAAAUAGUGUCCCAGAGCCCUAUAGACCCUGAUAUAAAGUAGUGUCCCAGAGUCAUAUAGACUCUGAUAUAAAGUAGUCCCCUAAAUAGGGAAUAGGGUGCCAUUUUGGAACUGCACCAUAUAGACCCUGAUUAUAAAGUAGUGUCCCAGAGUCAUAUAGACUCUGAUAUAAAGUAGUGCCCUAAAUAGAGAAUAGGGUGCCAUUUUGGGACUGACCCUCAGUGCUCUCUUCUCUUCAGCUCUUUAACGUCUUGUGCUCUUCUGUCUUCUCUGUCACAAGAAGCAUUUCUCCUGUCUGUUGUAAUUCAUUUACCUUCAUAUAAUUGUGUUUCUCACACUGUAGAUGAGACUGACUACAUAUCUUCAUUUACAUUUGUGUUUUAGCCUUACAAUUUUAAAUAUUUAUGUUUUUCAUUUCAAAAUCCAAUCUUUUGUUUCUGCUAGCUAGACUGCUCCAAAAAAGCACAUGGCAAAAGAAAUCUCUUGAUUCAUCUCUCUUCGCUGAUUAUAUUCAUUUAUUUUUAGUUAUGGCGUUUUCAUUUCAUUGCUUCAAAUUUAAGUGUGAUGAGGGGGUUGCUUGAAAGUGAACCUCGCUCUUGACAUUGUGAACAGACAGGAUUGCUGUCGACAUCGAGGUCUGUAUGAGGCAUGCUUGAAGAAAUUAGCUCCAGAAAGUGAGUCAAAUUGCUGAAGUUGUAAAUGACACUUAAAAACAUCCUGGGUGUGACAGUUUUUUAAUUUAUUUUUUCAACCUCCCGCUUUGGGCUGGAUGUGUCUAGUUUCAUCAAUAAUGCUCGAGGGGUUGUUGGCACGUGGCCAAUAUACCACAGCUAAGGGCUGUUCCUAAGCCAUAUAUCACAUAUCCAGAGGUGCCUUAUUGCUAUUAGAAACCGGUUACCAACGUAAUUAGAGCAGUAAAAAUUUACAUCAUGUUUUGUCAUAUCCAUGCUAUACGGUCUGAUAUACCACGGCUGUCAGCCAAUCCUCAUUCAGGGCUCGACCCACUCAGUUUAUAAACAUGCAGAAUUACUGUCUUACCUCAAUUAGCCAUGAAAUCCCUAGUUUCUAACCCUUUCCCGCCACAUGGGCCAGCAGUUAGUUUGUAGUCCGCGGGCUUCAGACCCUUUUUGACAUUUUGAGUGACAGCUAGCAAGAUGCUAACGCAGCAGAGAGAGGAGCGAUGAUGUGGUGCACAUGCGUGAUGUAGUACACAAUAUUCGGGGACCACUUUUGGCUUGUGAGCGCUCCUAUCAGAACCACUGGCUGAAAGGUAAACAAAGUACUGUUUAAUAAUUAUUUUUAUUUUUUUAAUGAAUGCAUACAAAUGAUGAAUGUGCUAUGUUUGAGCAACAGUAUCGGCUUAUUGAUGAAUACCAAUAAAAUAUUUUAUGUUACAUGGA